CAAGACUCGCUGAUCUAUCAGAUCAUGCUUGUGCUGGAAGUCAUUUAAGAAUCACCAUACAUUGUCUUAAAGCAGGCUAACUAGAGGCUUAACAAAAAUGAAAGGGGCGUGGGUAGAGAGGGGUGUGACAAAGAGCGACAGAGUUUUGUUUGUGGAAGUUUCCUGAACUGCGCCUGCGCAAGAGUCGGACUCAUUCGAGACACUAUCCCAGGCUUGCCGGUCGAAUAUGGAGAGGAAAGUACUCGCACUCCAGGCGAGGAAGAAAAGGACCAAGGCGAAAAAAACGAACAAAAAGCCUGAUCCCCACCCACGGGGAGCCUCGCAGCCUCAGGACUCCAACCUCCAGGAUCACGAUGAGGAGAUCCUGGGCUCUGACGACGAGGAGCAGGAGGACCCCAACGACUACUGCAAGGGCGGCUAUCACCACGUGAAGAUCGGCGACCUCUUCAACGGGAGGUACCAUGUGAUCCGCAAACUGGGCUGGGGCCACUUCUCCACCGUCUGGCUGGCCUGGGACAUCCAGGGGAAGCGCUUCGUCGCUAUGAAGGUGGUGAAGAGUGCGGAACACUACACCGAGACGGCCCUCGACGAGAUCAAGCUGCUGAGAUCGGUUAGAAACACAGACCCCAACGACCCUAACAGAGAGAAGGUGGUCCAGCUCCUGGAUGACUUCAAGAUCUCUGGGGUGAACGGCACUCAUGUGUGCAUGGUGUUUGAAGUCCUGGGGCACCACUUGCUUAAGUGGAUCAUCAAGUCCAACUACCAGGGCCUGCCACUGCCUUGUGUGAAGAGCAUCAUUCGGCAGGUUCUACAAGGCCUGGACUACUUGCACACGAAGUGUAAGAUCAUCCACACGGACAUCAAGCCAGAGAACAUCCUGAUGAGCGUGAACGAGCACUACGUCAGGAAGCUGGCUGCGGAGGCUACGGAGUGGCAGAGAGCGGGAGCGCCCCCACCCUCCGGCUCUGCCGUGAGCACAGCCCCGGCACCGAAACCAACGGCCAAGAUGUCCAAGAACAAGAAGAAGAAGCUGAAGAAGAAGCAGAAGCGGCAGGCGGAGCUCCUGGAGAAACGCAUCCUGGAGCUGGAGGAGCUGGAGCGGGGCCUGGAGGUCGGGGAUGAGGAGGAGGAAGACGAGGCGGACACCCCCGAGGGGGCCCCCUGCAUCCCGCUCAAACAGGCCACCUUGCAGGAUAUUGGCUUUGACGUCACCGUGGAGAGCUGUGCGGAGGGCUGGGGCCAAGAUGGCAUCGUGGAGAUCAACUGCAACGGCCACGCCCGUACGGAGGAGAGGCAAGGAGACGAGAGGCUGGCCGAGAGGAGCGAGGAGGACCGCUGCAAUGCCAACGACUGCCUGCAGGAGGAGCUGCUGCUCAACGGCGCCUACCAGGCCUGCAACGGCACGUUGCCCGGCGAUGCUGACCGCCCACUCCCAGGCGCCGACGCCAAGCUGGCGGCGGGCAGCCUGCUGGUCAACCCCCUGGAGCCUCUGAACGCUGACAAGAUCAGGGUGAAGAUCGCUGACCUGGGUAACGCCUGCUGGGUGCACAAGCACUUCACAGACGACAUCCAGACGCGGCAGUACCGGGCCCUGGAGGUCCUGAUCGGGGCGGGAUACAGCACGCCCGCUGACAUCUGGAGCACCGCCUGCAUGGCCUUCGAGCUGGCCACGGGGGAUUACUUGUUUGAGCCACAUUCUGGAGAAGAUUACUCAAGAGAUGAAGACCACAUUGCUUUGAUAAUUGAACUACUGGGGAAGGUUCCUCGUAAGCUCAUUAUGGCCGGCAAGUAUUCCAAAGAGUUUUUCACCAAAAAAGGUGACCUGAGGCACAUCAGUAAGCUGAAGCCGUGGGGCUUGCUGGAGGUGCUGGUGGAGAAGUAUGAGUGGCAGCGGGAAGAGGCACAGAUGUUCGCUGACUUCCUGCUGCCCAUGCUGGAUCUGAUCCCGGAAAAGAGGGCCACCGCGGCCGAGUGCCUGCGCCAUGCUUGGAUCGCCUCCUAGUGGCUCCUCCCUGCCACUGCGUCUCCAUUCCCUCUUCCGCUUUUCAAACACACACACACACACACACACACACACUCUCACACCAUCAACCUGUCCUGCUGCAGCUGGUCACGCCACCUUCCCCGUCGGGGCAAACGGUGGAGGUGGCAUAAUACAACAAGGGCACGGUUCACUCUAUAGGACGUUGUGUAUUUAUUUCAUUUUUUUUUUUUGUUCGUUUGUGUUUUGUUUAAUUGUUUUCCUUUUUUACUUGCUGGAUAUUACUUGAGUAUAUUGGUUGUUUUUGUUCAUGUCCUUUGUUCUAUCUGUGUUGGUGACAAGCCCAGUGACUCCCGCCCCCAACGCGAAUAUUCACAGCCUGAUGAAAGAGUUCUCUCUCACCCACCACUAUCACUCUCGCUCAUCCAGCUGUUUCAGCUUGGGGUUUCUUCUCCUGCCAAUGCCUCGGACUUCAAGGCAGACCAAGAACAGGUCUAGAAAAGCAACAUGGGCAGUGCUUUUUGCAAGGGACUCCGAUUGCUGCUUUGACUUUUAUACCAACGCGUUGAAGUGAGGAAAAUCAAAGUUACGCGACUACCGAAGAGAGGAGCCACACUUUUCUGAAGUUUGUUUGAAGAUGCAUGGCAUUUUGAAAAGCUUAGACAGAAGGACCGCACAUGAGGGGACUGAAAC
Molecule: messenger RNA, 2674 nt
Organism: Megalops cyprinoides (Indo-Pacific tarpon)
Lineage: Eukaryota; Metazoa; Chordata; Actinopteri; Elopiformes; Megalopidae
Product: SRSF protein kinase 1-like
Exons: 16
Coding region: 227-2002 (591 amino acids)
Biological process (GO): protein phosphorylation; spliceosomal complex assembly; regulation of mRNA processing
Molecular function (GO): ATP binding; protein kinase activity
Source: RefSeq, a predicted model, not a curated record